Messenger RNA from Amborella trichopoda, 915 nucleotides. RefSeq lists its product as uncharacterized. The record is from RefSeq and is a predicted model, not a curated record. Lineage: Eukaryota; Viridiplantae; Streptophyta; Magnoliopsida; Amborellales; Amborellaceae.
UUUUUCGGCAUAAAUAUCUCGGCCAAACCAAGCAAACGUACCAUCGCUUUCGAUCUUAAUAGCCGAUCUCCAUUGACCCUGUCUAGUUUCAAUUUUAAAAAUCGAAUCUCAAUUCUCCAUUAAUCAUAUGCAUGUGCAUAGAGAACAAGUGCUUGAAAUAUGAUCAAUCAAUUCCCCAUCUGAGCUGGUUUUUCUGGGGCGAUCGAUCAGGAAGAAGCUCGGAUCAUCUCCCAUGUCUCGAAUUGCGGAAAUUCUUCUCUUCUCAAUCCUCUUGCUACACUUGCCAUCAGUGUCAAGGGGAGAACAAAACUUUUCUACCCGAUGUGAAAGAUAAGCACUCGUUGUAUACUUUUAAAGGCGAAGAAUCUUGGCAGCCUCUAACAGAGCUUCCGGAUAAGAAAUGUAAGAGGUGUGGGUUAUAUGAGAAAGACAAAUUAUCUGAUGAUACUUUCGAUGAGUGGGAGCUUUGCCCAGAUGAAUUCAAGGGUCCAGAAGGCAGAUACAGUCACUUUAAGGAUAAAGAGUUCAAUGCUACAUUUUUGUGUCCUGAGUGCAGACCACUUGAAUCUGGUUCUAGUGGAAGUUCUACUCCAAGUAGACGAGAAACAGACAAGAGUAACCAUCAGUUAUUUGUAGCAAUCUUUGUUAGUAUUGUGGUUCUGGGUGUAUCUGUUGUUGGAGCUAUGGCUCUAUACAGGUAUUGGCGUAGGAAGAAAAGGGAAGAAGAACAAGCGCGAUUUCUCAAGUUAUUUGAAGAGGACGAUGAUAUAGAGGAGUUGAGUCUUGGAAAUGUGAUUUGAUGAAUUGGUCUCUGAAAUUUUGGUUUGUUCUCUGUAUAGAUCUGUGUAAAAUCUUCUUUCUGUAAUAUAAUGUCACAAAUGAUUUUGAAUACCACAUCAUGAGGUCGUAAUUUUA